CUCGGCCUCGAAGUCGUCUAUACGGAAUUAAGCUUCGUGAUCGCCCCCGACGUUCCAUACGCUGCCCCGGCUUGUUCCACCCGCAUGUUCAUCGCUUUGUCCAAGGCGGCCAAACAUGUCGACAAUUCGACCUUGUCAUAGCUGUCUACCUCCGUUCACUGACGAAAUGUCAGAAUAUUGCAGUCCGUCUAUCGCUGUGUCAGGUUUUCGUAUAAAAGCCAUGCAUGUCACAAUCAUUAUCCUUCACCAAAACGCAGGAUCAUGGGUCUUUCCCGCCUCCUCUCCUUCGCCUCUCUGGCGUUUUUGGCCACCAGCGUCGUUGGCCAGCCCUCCUGGACCAGCGACCCUGCUAUGCCUCCCUCUGUUCCGCUUGCCGUUCGCUCCCCCUAUCUGUCGGCGUGGCUCUCCCAAGGACCAGGCAACUCCCUCGCCGGUAACUGGCCUCAGUUCUGGACCGGCUCUUUCCUUGGAUGGACUGGUUACGUCGCCGUCGAUGGCACCGUCUACACCUGGAUGGGAGCUCCGGCCGUUCCCAACCUCAGCCCUGCUCUUGCAGUGCAGAAGAGCAUGACGUACACCUCCACGCAAUCCACCUUUGUGCUGAGUGCUGGUCCCAUUGACCUCACGGUCAACUUCCUCAGCCCUGUCGAGCCCACCGAUCUCGUCAAGCUCGGCACGCCGUUCUCAUACAUGGCCCUCUCCGCUGUGGCGAACGACGGUGGCUCCCACAGCGUCGCCAUCUAUUCCGAUAUCACCGCCGAAUGGGCUGUCGGUGACACCACCCAGAUUGUGAACUGGACUUCGACCACCGCCGGCGAUGUCUGGACCCACCAAGUUGGACCUCAAAACCCGAUCCUCUACACCGAGUUCAACGACCACACUCAGUACGGCGCCGCUUACUUCUCCACUCAGAGCUCUGUUGGUGCUACCUGGCAAACCGGUGGCUACAACGACGUCCGUGCUCAGUUCAUCAACAACGGCGUCCUCAUCAACGCCGGUGACCCCGCUUUCCGCGCUGCGGGUGACAACUGGCCCGUCUUCGCUUUCUCGCACACUCUCGGUACUGUCGGCACGACUGCCACUGACCCUCUGCUCUUCACCAUUGGUCACGUCCGCGACCCUGCUGCCGCGUACGUCGUCGCUGGCGGCGGACAGGUGCCCUACAGCACCUACUUCUGGUCCAAGUAUGGCAGUGUACUCGAUGCUAUCAACGACUUCGUCGCCGACUACUCGACCGCCCUCUCGGACGCCAACACGUUCGAUGCCAAGGUCAAGAGCGAUGCAUCCGCCAUCUCGGACCACUACUACGCUCUCGUUGCUCUGACCAUCCGUCAGGCCUUUGGUGGUCUUGAGCUCACGCUCGGCAAGAACUCUGAUGGCUCGUGGAAUACUGACAACCCCUACCUGUUCCUCAAGGAGAUCUCCUCGGACGGCAACAUGCAAACUGUCGAUGUCAUGUUCCCGAUGUGGCCUCUCGUGCUCUACACCAACCCGACCCUCGGCAAGUACCUGCUCAAGCCUCUCCUCGACUUCCAGGCUACCGGCAUCUGGACGUACGGCUACGCGGUGCAUGACCUUGGCCAAAAGUUCCCCGACGCCACUGGCUACAGCGAUGAGACCAAGGUCGAGAAGAUGCCUGUGGAGGAGUCCGGCAACAUGCUCAUCAUGCUCACGAGCUACGUUCAGGCGACGAACGACACUUCUAUGAUCUCGUCUUAUAUCUCUGCACUUGAGACCUGGACCGACUACCUCACUACCAACGCCCUCACUCCCGGAGGCCAGCUGUCGACUGACGACUUCGAGCCGUCCCCGGAUGGUGGGUACCUGAACCAGACCAACCUCGCCAUCAAGGCCGCUGUCGCUAUCAAGGGGAUGUCGAUCAUGGAGGGACUCAUUGGCAACACCGACAAGCAGUCGCAGUAUAGUGACACCGCCGCGCAAUUCAGCACCUUCAUCGUCCAGACCGCCAUGGACCCGAGCGGCCAGCACCUCAACUUCAACUACGGCAACAGCUCGUCGUGGCUCUCCGCCUACAACCUGUGGGCCGACAAGCUCCUCCAGACGAACGUGUUCCCCCAGUCGGUCAUCGACACCGAGACCGCGUGGUACAAGACGCAGGUUGGGCAGUACGGCCUCGCCCUCGACUCGCGCGAGCCGUGGUCCAAGACAGACUGGCAGCUGUGGACCGCCGCGUUUGUGUCGGACGUCGACGUGCGCAACUCGAUCAUCGACGGGCAGUACGCGUACCUCACGGACGGUAAUGCCCUGAACAUGUUCCCGUACUCCGAUCUGUACGAAACCGGCUCCGGCGCGGCGCAUACGUUUGGCAGUCAGCCCUUCGGAUCUGGCAUCACGUACGAGUUCCAGGCUCGUCCCGUUGUUGGUGGCCACCUUGCUCUGCUUGUGGCCUAAAGAGCCAGGUGCCUUCCAAGGUUCCUAGUUGACGUUAGAGAAUACGCCUGAAUAUUUUCUUUUGGUUGAUAUUAUUACUUAUGUACGGUUAGCUUCAUGUUCAUCUGGUCUUUACGAGGUC
This is a messenger RNA of Coniophora puteana RWD-64-598 SS2, 2533 nucleotides long. Its product is annotated as DUF1793-domain-containing protein. The coding region runs from base 262 to 2412 and encodes 716 amino acids. The record is from RefSeq and is a predicted model, not a curated record. Gene Ontology annotation, biological process: carbohydrate metabolic process. Lineage: Eukaryota; Fungi; Basidiomycota; Agaricomycetes; Boletales; Coniophoraceae. The transcript is spliced from 10 exons.